Prorocentrum cordatum is the source of this 1204-nucleotide messenger RNA. NCBI's taxonomy places the organism in Eukaryota, Dinophyceae, Prorocentrales, Prorocentraceae. The record is from the annotation of a GenBank genome assembly.
UUGGCCUCGCACCCGUCAGGGGCAACGCUCGGGGGGAAUGAGCUCAGGCCGGCCUCCCCCUUCCAUUGCCCGUCAGCACCCCCAGCCAUGUGGAUGCUAGUGAAGCCCCCUUGGCCGCUUCGGGGGCACCUCUGGUCGAUCCUGGACGGGACGGCGAGCGGGACCGCGAAGCAGAUCAAGGACCCACGCAGAGAGUGCCACGCGCCCGUCAAGAGCUACGUCCAGGACGUGCACGCGUCGAGGUCAGGGCCGACCACCGAGGCGCAGAUUGGGGCAGCACGCCGACCCGCGAGCAGGCUUGCCCGAGGGAGCGCCGAGAAGCCUGCGCCCGCGGGAGCACGCCGCUGGGGGCGGUCCUCGACCUCCAGCGGGCCAGCUCCUCGCGCUGGGUGCCUGCCGAGGGCAGGGGGGCCGCGGCCGCACCGCAGGGCCUCAGAGCUCAGGCUGCCUCUGCCGGAGCACGCCACUGGUGGCGACUACAGUCGUCUGGCGGGACGGCCCCUCGCCGAGUGCCCGCCAAGGGUCGAGGUCACCACCCACAAAUCAAGAGGGCUCGGUCAGGUUAGGUGGGGAUGCGGUCUGGGCGCAAUUCGAGUCAUCAUUGGCCCUGUACCUAUAUUGCUGUGCAAUAUUCGGAACUACACAGACACGCAAGGUCCCGACACACAUCAACCGGUGCAAGCGCGGCGGUGUUUUCAGCCUUUUUUUUGCGCUGAUGUACAAAGAAGAAUUCGGUCGCUGCGUGCCAAGGAGCAACCGAUAGUCGACAGUCGGCUGGCUCUUAUGGCACGGCCGCCAUUGACUACCGCCGGGGGCAGUGGGGUUGUUCACAUCGGCAGAUACCGAGCUUCUUCGGUCUCCCCCCGUGGCUUUUUGCUUUUGCCAGUACGACGCCGGCCUUUGCAGUCCCGGGCCAUGCUGGUUCGGGCGUGCAUGUGUCGUAACGCCGCUCUCCCCUCUCUUCUUCCUCGCCUUCUCGGGAUGAUGCCCAGGUGGAGGGCAUUCAAGUCCGUUACUCUUUCCAGUCUCAUCGUGCGUCGCCCUGGUCAGUAUGAAGGGCUCUCAAUGCUCCAGCUGGUCCGACAUGUGUGGAGCACAGUCAGUCAGUUAUAAUGUAUGUUGUUCGAGGUAGCACGCUGCUUGCCUCCUCCUUGGAUAGGAGCAGCUCAGUGCGCAUGCAAAAAGAAAACCUCAUGGAGAAGAG